This is a messenger RNA of Alnus glutinosa, 2309 nucleotides long. RefSeq names its product galactoside 2-alpha-L-fucosyltransferase-like. Bases 374 to 2074 code for a protein of 566 amino acids. Gene Ontology annotation, cellular component: membrane; Golgi apparatus. The record is from RefSeq and is a predicted model, not a curated record. Gene Ontology annotation, biological process: cell wall biogenesis; xyloglucan biosynthetic process. The transcript is spliced from 2 exons. Gene Ontology annotation, molecular function: galactoside 2-alpha-L-fucosyltransferase activity. NCBI's taxonomy places the organism in Eukaryota, Viridiplantae, Streptophyta, Magnoliopsida, Fagales, Betulaceae.
GAGAAGACUAUUGCGAGGAAGACAAUAAUAACAUGGACUAUUGGCGGGUUUGCUUUGAGAUCCCAUGUGGUUUUGGUGAGAGGACUUUGAUCAGCCUAUGAUUAAAUCUAUAACGUGUCCGACCGUAAAAUUUGUAGCCCCUGUGGACCACAGAGAAUCCUUGCCACCAUCACGUCCCUCCUCCCUCAACACUGAACCAGAGAGACAGAACUUCGUAGUUCCCAGUCCAACACAGCAACAUUGCUCACAAAACUACUCUUCUGCUGCAACACGCCCACCCAUUGAUCCAAACGGACGAAGAUCUGGAUACCCAUUUGGUCCAAACGGGACCUGAGCCGGAUCUUGGCAAUACCCAGAUGAGAGUUUUACCAAUAUGAAGAGGCUCAAGAAAAACCCGGAUGAUGAUGAUGAUUUAGCAAGGCAUCCGGAUUCGGAUAUCCACACUGUUCUGGUAGAUCCAGAUAGGAAAUUGGGGUCCAACCCGAUGAGGCUGAUGGGGAUCAUUGUGGUCUGUCUGAUGGUUGUUUCGGUUCUGUUUUCAGUGUCUGUGGUUCUCAGUGACCCACCUUCAGAUAGCAUUAGGGAACCUUCAGAAAAAAGGGUUCUUGAGGUGGAACCCAGUAAAGGUUCAGAAGAUGGUGUUUCUCAGUCUACUGAGGUGCCAAAGGAUAAAUUGCUUGGUGGCUUACUUUCUGCUGGAUUUGAUGAAGGAUCUUGUCUUAGCAGGUAUCAGUCAGUUAAAUAUCGCAAGGAGCCAUCACAGAAACCCUCCUCUUACCUCAUUUCCAGGUUGCGGAGAUAUGAAGCUCUCCAUAAACAAUGUGGACCGUAUACAGAAUCCUAUAACAAAACCUUGGAGCAACUGAAAUCUGGUCAUUACACAGGGCCCUCAGAAUGUAAUUAUGUGGUAUGGAUUUCCUUUAGUGGAUUAGGAAAUAGGAUAUUAUCCCUAGCUUCAUCGUUUCUUUAUGCUCUCCUCACAAACCGUGUUCUACUUGUUGACCCUGGAGUUGAUGUGGCUGAUCUUUUAUGCGAACCAUUUCCAGAAGUUUCCUGGUUCUUGCCCCCAGAUUUUCCACUUAAAAAUCAAUUCAACAACUUCAAUCAGGAAUCUCCUCAGUGUUACGGGAAAAUGCUGAAGAAUAUUACAAUUACAAAUUCCAAUAGAUUGGCGCCACCUUCUGUGUACCUCCAUCUGGUCCAUGAUUAUGACGAUCAUGAUAAGCUUUUCUUCUGUGAUGAAGAUCAAACUUUUCUGCAGAAAGUGCCUUGGUUGAUCGUGAAAACAGAUAACUACUUCAUCCCAUCUCUUUUCUUGAUCCCAUCUUUUGAGCAAGAAUUGAGUAAGCUCUUCCCAAAGAAGGAAACAGUUUUCCACUUCUUAGGCCGAUAUCUUUUCCACCCCACAGAUCAGGUUUGGGGACUUAUUACCAGAUACUAUGAAGCUUAUUUAGCUAAAGCAGAUGAAAGAAUAGGCAUCCAGAUCAGGGUCUUUGAUACAGGGACUGGUCCAUUUCAGCAUGUAUUAGAUCAGAUCCUAGCUUGUACCACGAAGGAGAAUCUGUUGCCAGAAAUCAACAGAGAGCAACAUUUUAUUGGUCCAUCUGGAAAUCAGAAGUCUAAAGCUGUGCUGAUGACUUCUUUGAGCUCCGGGUACUUUGAGAAGGUUAGAGACAUGUAUUGGGAAUAUCCAACUGUUACAGGCGAGGUGAUUGGCAUUUACCAGCCAAGCCAUGAAGAGUAUCAGCAAACAGAGAAGCAGAUGCACAACCUGAAGGCAUGGACAGAGAUGUAUUUACUGAGCCUGACUGAUGUGUUGGUCACGAGCUCAUGGUCGACUUUCGGGUAUGUGGCUCAGGGUCUUGGAGGGUUAAAGCCAUGGAUACUCUACAAGCCUGAGAAUCGGACCUCCCCCAACCCACCUUGUCGUCGAGCCAUGUCAAUGGAACCUUGCUUCCAUGCACCUCCGUUCUAUGACUGCAAGGCAAAGAUGGGGGUUGACACGGGUGCACUUGUUCCUCAUGUGAGGCAUUGCGAGGACAUGAGUUGGGGCCUUAAGCUUGUGGAUCAUUAGGAUGAACUGUAAUCAUGAGUUUGUGUUCUUGUAACUGUCACAAUGAUGUUGCAUUUUUCGGGGGUGCAAAAGAAAUAGUAACUAGUUUUGGUUAUGUACCGAUAUAUGUAUUAGGUGGGCAAUUAGGACCAGGAAUCCUAUAAGUGAGGAUUCCAGUUAUUAUCAUGUCCCCUCUCCUCUUUCGAGGGAGGUUUGUGACUUGUGAGGGAGAUUAUAAUCAUUUACAAUUAAAUUG